CUUGCGAUAUAAAGAGGGACGUUUUAUCAGAUCAUUGGGGACAUAGAGAGAAACAGAGAUGAAAAUAAAUGUAAUUUGCAAAUGAGCUGGGGGACGCACCACAUAAACUAGUUAGGGAGUCGUAACGCCCUGGGACAAGAAGUGUUUAGAAAAAUCCAGCUCGAAACAUCAACCAAGGGACUUUUAAGGAAGCAUCAUGCCUCGUUCACAACUUUUAUUUAUUCUCAUGUGUUGUCUUCCUUUGGCAGCCUGUUUGCACUGUUACACCUGUAUGUUUCCAUCCAUCUCUCCUCUGGACUGCUUAAAGUUUCCUGUGGAGUGUCCAGCUGGCCAGCGCUGCCUCUCCAGCGUAGCGACAGGAACACGAGGCCCACUACAGCUGACGUUGUACGAAAAAAGCUGCGCAGUUGCCUCCCAGUGCGACGUGAGUGGAGAGAAAUACACGUCAGGGGUCUCCUUCAACUACACCAACGUGUGCUGCGAUACCGACCUGUGCAACGGUGCCGUGUCCGUUACUGCCCCCAGCUUGGUGGGAGUGGUGCUCUGCCUGCUGCCUGCGCUCGGGCUCCUGCUGGCCUGAGCAGCAGACGAGACGAUGCAGUUUUAUCCUCGAUAAAAAAUUUUUUUUAAAAAUGAAACACAUCUGUCACCGACUGAUUUACUAUGAAGAUGUUUUAUUGGGACAUUAAUAAACCCUACUUCGUAAGAUGUUUAAAGUACAAAAUACAUUUCAGCUGCGCUAGUAGUUUGCCUUGAUCGAUGAUUUAAGCCAGCUGAUUGUGUGUCAGCACUUUUACUUUUGAUCAAGUGGACUUUGAAGUUUAGAUGUUUUUGACUACAUGAUGGCAAAAUGAGUGGAAAAAAAGACAAUAAAAGGCUAAAAUAGUAAAAGAUGGUUAAGAAACAAAGCAAAAAGCACAGUUUGGAUAACAACGGACAUGGAUGACAUAUAUAUAUAUUCUUUAAAAAAAAGUUAAAACAGUUAAUUGAGAAACAAACUAUGCAUUUAAUGAUUUGUCUAAUUUAACAUAUUAAGUGGUCCCUGAAAUUACAUCAAGUCCUACAGUCUUCCACACACGGAGAGAAGAAAUACUACAAUAUAUUAGCACUAAAAUUAUUCAGACUCUGUCCCUUUAAACAUCAUUCCACUUUAAAAAAUAGAUAAAAAUCCAACAAUUCAGUCAAGUACAAUGCAUCAUCUACUUGAUCAAUACCAAGCAUGUCAUUGCGGAGGGAUUACAACCUCUGUAGAAAAAUAAUUGACUUUGCUCCCGCUGUUUUUCUAAUAAAGUUUAACUCAA
This is a messenger RNA of Maylandia zebra (zebra mbuna), 1301 nucleotides long. NCBI's taxonomy places the organism in Eukaryota, Metazoa, Chordata, Actinopteri, Cichliformes, Cichlidae. The record is from RefSeq and is a predicted model, not a curated record.